This is a messenger RNA of Oncorhynchus masou masou (cherry salmon), 6856 nucleotides long. RefSeq names its product SH3 and multiple ankyrin repeat domains protein 3-like. Gene Ontology annotation, molecular function: ionotropic glutamate receptor binding; synaptic receptor adaptor activity. The record is from RefSeq and is a predicted model, not a curated record. Gene Ontology annotation, cellular component: postsynaptic membrane; dendritic spine; postsynaptic density. Lineage: Eukaryota; Metazoa; Chordata; Actinopteri; Salmoniformes; Salmonidae.
AGUACUACAGACUACUACAGACCAGCACAGGACUACUACAGACCAGCACAGGAGUACUACAGACCAGCACAGGAGUACUACAGACCAGCACAGGGCUACUACAGACCAGAACAGGACUACUACAGACUACUACAGACCAGCACAGGGCUACUACAGACCAGAACAGGAGUACUACAGACUACUACAGACCAGCACAGGGCUACUACAGACCAGAACAGGAGUACUACAGACUACUACAGACCAGCACAGGGCUACUACAGACCAGAACAGGAGUACUACAGACUACUACAGACCAGCACAGGAGUACUACAGACCAGAACAGGAGUACUACAGACCAGCACAUUACUACCACAGACCAGUUUGGUGACCAGUGGAACCAGCAGGAUCAUUUUGAUGGGAAUCCCAGACCAGAGGGCUGUGACUGGACAGUGAGUGACCCCAUGCCUCUGAGUCCGGCUGCCAACGCUAAUCAUGAGCCCCCUGAUCAUCCCCGGCAACCAGCCGCUACCAAUGGCAACCAGCCAGGUUUCGCCCUUGCCAGGGACGACGGGAGGACUUCCUCCCCAGAUCCUCCUGACGACGGCUCUGGAAACAGCAUCGUCAUCCGUAUUGGCAUCCCUGACCUGCAGCAGACGAAGUGUCUGCGGUUGGAUCCCGAGGCAGCAGUGUGGAGCAGUAAGCAGCGUGUGUUAGUGACUCUAACACAGAGUCUGACUGAUGUUCUUAACUACGGUCUGUUUCAACCGGCCUUCAACGGACGAGCUGGGAAGUUCCUAGACGAGGAGCGACUGCUGAAAGACUACCCUCUACCCCCCAUCACCCCUAUUCCCUAUCUAGAGUUUCGCUAUAAGAGGCGUGUUUACACUCAGAGCUAUGUGGACGACAAGCAGCUAGCAAAGCUCCAUACCAAGGCCAACCUAAAGAAGUUCAUGGAGUAUGUUCAUCAGCUCAGCGUUGACAAAGUCUCCAGGUUCUUGGAGAAAGGCCUUGAUCCUAAUUUUCAUGAUGCAGACACAGGAGAAUGCCCCCUGACCCUGGCGGUUCAGCUAGAGGGCAGUUCAGAGCUGAUUAAAGUUCUGAGGAGUGGAGGAGCUCACCUGGACUUCAGGACUAGAGACGGAAUCACAGCGCUGCACAGAGCUGUUCUCUCUAGGAACCACACAGCACUCACAACUGUGUUGGACCUGGGUGCGUCUCCAGACUAUAGGGACAGUCGUGGGUUAACUCCGUUGUACCACUGUGCCAUGGUGGGGGGAGACCCGUACUGCUGUGAACUGCUGCUGCAUGAACACGCUGUCAUAGGCAGCACCGACGAGAAUGGCUGGCAGGAGAUCCACCAGGCAUGUCGUCAUGGGAACGUGCAGCACCUGGAACAUCUGCUGUUUUACGGAGCCGAUAUGAGCUCUCAGAAUGCCUCAGGGAACACUGCCCUGCACCUGUGUGGUCUAUACAACCAGGACGGCUGUGCAAGAGUUCUGCUGUUCAGAGGAACAAAUAAAGACAUUAAGAACUACAACAACCAAACAGCUUUUCAGGUGGCCAUCAUUGCUGGGAAUUUUGACCUGGCAGAGAUCAUUAAGAUCCAUAAGGCCUCAGACGUAGUGCCUUUCAGAGAGAGCCCUUCCUAUUCCUCAAAGCGCCGACGUCUGGGUGGGGCCAAUAAUGUUGGUGUGUGUGGCUCAUCAUCUCCCCGUUAUCUGAUUCGCUCAGCUAGCGACAACGCUCUGGAAAGCCCCGCCUCUUCUUCCCCCGGCCCCUCCCUCCACAGUCUGGAGAACACAAACACUUCCACCCGGCAGGCAGACACACACAGCCUUCGCAGACAGACACGGCGCCUCAGCCCGAGUGGCAGGCUACAGAGGGACCCCAGCCCGCCCCCAUCUCCCCCCAGCCCAGUCCAGCAUGGGAAACGUAGGCUGUACAGCGCCGUGCCGGGGAGGACGUUCAUCGCUACCCGCUCUCACACACCGCAGGGCCCCGGAGAGAUCAGCCUGCAUCGUGGGGAGAGAGUCAAAGUGCUGAGUAUAGGAGAAGGAGGGUUCUGGGAGGGUUCAGUUAAAGGACGGACCGGAUGGUUUCCUGCUGACUGUGUUGAAGAGGUCCAGAUGAGACAGUACGACCCACGCCUAGAAACACGAGAGGAUCGCACCAAGAGGCUUUUCAGACAUUACACCGUGGGUUCCUAUGACAACUACACUUCCUACAGUGAUUAUGUCAUCGAGGAGAAGAGUUCUGUGCUACAGAAGAGAGACAGUGAAGGAUUUGGCUUCGUCCUCCGUGGAGCUAAAGCGGAGACCCCAAUAGAGGAGUUUGCUCCUACCCCAGCGUUCCCGGCGCUGCAGUACCUGGAGUCUGUUGACUUGGAGGGUGUGGCCUGGAGGGCGGGGCUUCGCACUGGGGACUUCCUCAUUGAGGUAAAUGGUAGUGAUGUGGUGAAGGUGGGUCAUAGACAGGUGGUGUCGCUGAUCCGUCAGGGAGGAAGUCAGCUGCUGAUGAAGGUUGUUUCAGUCACACGCAAACCUGAGUCCGACUUAGUCCGUAAGAAAGCACCUCCUCCACCUAAGAGAGCACCCAGCACGUCGCUCACACUGCGCUCCAAAUCUAUGACUGCUGAACUGGAAGAGAUAGCCUCUGCCAGGAGGAGACGAGGGGAAAAGCUGGACUGUUGACUGAGUCCCAGGAGGCUGAUGAGAAAAUGCCCCUUGGAGGCGGACUACAGAGCGGCCACCGUGAAGCAGCCAUGCAGACGAAUUACUCAACAAGAGAUCAACUCUUUGUUUGAGCGGCAGGGCCUGCCUGUUCCUCCAGGGGUUUCCUUGGGUCUGGAGAAAGCCACCAUGCAGCUGCCUCGUGGAAUGUCUCGGACCAAGUCCUUCGGUGCACCAGAGGAUGACAGGAUCUCUGCACUGAUUGGAGAGCAUCGGUUUCCAAGGAGCUCUUCGAUGACUGAUGGCUUCAUACCUCCUCCUCCACAGACUGCCCCCCCUCCUCCCCCCUCUCACUACUUCCUGGACUCUGGCCCGCCACCGGCCUUCUGCCCUCCACCUCCCCCGCAGCGAGCAGCCGAUCAAUCACACUCCAGCUUCAAGCCGGGGGCGGAACCUAGGCUGCACGAGGUCUGUGAUUCGCCAACGUCUCGGAGCCAUGCAGAGCGGCAGAGGAAAGCUCGCUCCAUGAUCAUCCUGCAGGACUCACCUGUACCAGGCUAUCUACCUGCAGAGUCUGCCCCCCUAGGCCGACCUUCUGGGGCUACAGCAGGGCUGGGCCUGUCCCGACCCAGCCCUGCUGCUUCCCCCAGCCCUCUCUCCAGAACCAGCCCUGCUGCCUCCCCCAGCCCCCUCUCCAGAACCAGCCCUGCCCCCAGCCCUCUCUCCAGAACCAGCCCUGCCCCCAGCCCCAGCAUCCUCUCCAGAACCAGCCCUGCCCCCAGCCCUAACCCUCCAGGGGAGCGCAGCAGCAACAGGAGGCGUGGCCGACCAGUAGAGAACCCGUAUGCCAACGUUGGUCAGCUGCCUGCCCCCCCCAGCAAGCCUCAGCGCCGCAAGUCUCCGCUCCUCAAACAGCUGCAGGUGGAGGAGGGGCCCAGCAGGGCAGAGCUAUACCAGCAGCAGGUGCUCACUGAGCGUGCUCAGAUACGGGUCACGCCCCCUCAGGGCCGUAGGUCCUCCUUCUUCCUGUCUGUGGAGGGAGGGGGUUCAGAGCCCCCUCCCAUCCUACUGACCCAGUCCCACUCUGUAGAUGACCUGGGGGAGCUGCCCCCCCCCAUCCCCGUCCUCUCCCCCUCCUCCUCCCCCCACUCCACCUUUCUUCACCCACUGACAGGCAAGCCUCUGGACCCCUCCUCCCCCCUCGCCCUGGCCCUCGCUGCCCGCGAACGAGCUCUCACAGCACGCACACCCAGCCCUGAACCCAGAACCAAACACGCACACUCACCCAGCCCCGAGCCCAGGCCCAAACGAACCCCUCCUCCCCUGACCAGCCCUGAGCUCCAUCAUAAACGUAUCAACCCACCCAUAUUCCUUGAAGGACAGCUGGAGCGGCCAGUCGUAGAACGGCCAGAGACAGAAGGCGGAGUCACAUCUCCUGCUGUGCCCUCCCCCGAGCGUUGGCAGGCUAUGCCCCUCCCUCCCAUCAGUCAGGUGACCAUCAAUAUAACCAAUGAAAGCCAGCCGGCAGGACGGGGGCUGGGGGAAGAGCUGAUUGAGGCGCUGCAUGGACAAUUACAGAGGAGGAGAAGUCUGACCGUUGGCAGCUCAGAGGAGGAGGGAGGGCCUUAUACGGUAACCCAGGGCCAAUCAGAGAGGAGGAAGAGUCUGGAGGGCGGGCCUUACACGGUGACCCUGCCCCCUGCACUGCUGUCAUCCAGUGAUGAGGAGACGAGGGAGGAGCUUCGUAAGAUUGGUCUGGUGUCUCCUCCCCUGGUGUUUGCCACGCCCCCCUCCCCCACCCAGCCCCCCUCCUCCCUCAGCCUGUCACCACGGAGACCCCAGGCAAGUGAGGGCAGGGGAGGAGGGGAGUCAGCUCCAGACUCAGGGGUGGAGGAGGGAGACACUCACAUAGAGAACAUCUUAUCCCCCAGCAGCACCCCGGCCCCCAGCCUGCCCCCCACCCUGCCCUCCCCAGAACCCCCCCAGCCUUUCACUGCCACCCCGAAAAUCCUGCCCUCCACCACCUCAGACCCCCAGAGCCUGAAGCCCAGGCUGCGUUCUCCCCUGGGCCGUGGUCGCUCUGCUCUCAGGGAUCCUCUACUGAAACAGUCUUCAGACAGCGAUCUGCUUCCAUCUGGCUGUGGACCUGGACGCCCACCACCCUACCUCUUCCAGAGGAGAUCUAAACUUUGGGGGGAGGUGUCCGAGUCUCGGCCCAGGCAGAGUAGCCCUGAGGAGGGCAGGCCGACUGCCGUGGGGGGUGGUGGGCUGGAGCUGGCCUCACGUCUCCAGUUACUCAGUAAAGACUCCCACUCACUCGGAGAGGAGCCUGCAGGACUGCUGGACCCUGGACAUAGGUCCCCUGUGGGCGGAGCAAGAUGUCGCCAAGACAAUGGAGAGACUAAAGAGUUGUUUAGUAGUCUUGGGGAUGUCCACACCAUCUCCCAGAGAGGUUUUGGUGGCACCACCUACACAGUCCGACCGGGGAGCCGCUACCCAAUCACACCUCGCCGCAGUCCCAGCCCCUCCCCCUCACCUGCCCCUGUCCUCUCACCAGACAGGUCAGAGGUCAGUCCUGGGCGGGGCUUUGGCCUUAGCUCCUCUCAUCACCACCACACCAUCCUCAAGUCGUCUAGCCUCAGCUUGCCUUCGGAGCCCAAGGAGGUCCGCUUCGUAAUGCGGAGUGCCAGCGCUCGAACCCGUUCCCGCUCGCCCUCCCCCUCCCCCCACGCCUCCCCCUGCCCCUCCCCCGUACUGGGCUCCCCCCUGCUCGCCCUGCGGCCGUGGCGCCAACGCCCUCUAGCUCUGUGGAGUAAGUAUGAUGUGGGAGACUGGCUGGAGAGUGUUGGUUUGGCAGAGCAUCGUGCCCGCUUCCAGGAGCAUGAGAUUGAGGGUUCCCACCUCCCUGCCCUCACCAAGGAUGACUUCGCUGAACUAGGCGUGACACGAGUCGGGCACCGCAUGAACAUUGAGAGAGCACUCCGACAACUGCUGGACAACUGAACCUCUAACCCCUGAUAUCACUGAAGGGCUGUCACACCUGAACCCUAACCCUCUGUGGCUGUAACCUGGCAACACCAGUGGCUGUAAUCUGGCAACACCAGUGGCUGUAACCUGGCAACACCAGUGGCUGUAACCUGGCAACACCAGUGGCUGUAAUCUGGCAACACCAGUGGCUGUAACCUGGCAACACCAGUGGCUGUAAUCUGGCAACACCAGUGGCUGUAACCUGGCAACACCAGUGGCUGUAACCUGGCAACACCAGUGGCUGUAACCGGGCAACACCAGUGGCUGUAACCUGGCAUCACCAGUGGCUGUAACCUGGCAACACCAGUGGCAGUAUGCUUUCAGACGUCUAUUUUCCAAAGACAGCAUCACAUGGAGUUGAGCAUUUAGUAUGAACCUUUUAUGAAUAUACAAGAAAAUACCUCCUCCAUCGAAAUAUCUACAAUGUCGACAUUUUCCAAUAAUGAAAUUGAUGAUAAAUGUUUAUUAGGAAUAGAUAUAUUUAAAUAAAAUUCUGUUUUUCAUAACUUUAUUAUGUUUAGGGAAGGAUGAGAAGUGGUGGAUGAGACUUCAUCGUUACCCUGUUAGUCUACUACAUUACCCUGUUGGUCUACUACAUUACCCUGUUGGUCUAUUACAUUACCAUGUUAAUCUACCCUGUUAGUCUACUACAUUACCCUGUUGUCUAACCUGUUAGUCUACUACAUUACCCUGUUAGUCUACCCUGUUAGUCUACUACAUUACCCUAUUAGUCUACUACACUACCCUGUUAGUCUAAUACAUUACCCUGUUGUCUAACCUGUUAGUUUACUACAUUACCCUGUUUGUCUACCAAAUUACCUUGUUAGUCUGCUACAUUACUAUGUGUAUAAAUCUUUGGCCUAAAUUAGUUUAUUCUGUCAGGAAGACCUCGAAUGAACCUCACUAGUAUACAUGUUUUAUAUGAAUUUUAAGCAAUGUUGACAGGAAAGUUUCCAGUAUAUGUUUUCUAAUAUCCCUCGCUACUGGUUUGUAUGGAUUUUAUACCUAUCUGUGAUGCUCUAAGGCUAAAAGGUUCAGAACAGUAUUUUUACACAGAAGACGGUGCUAUUUCACUAAAGCCAUCUGUACAGAGCAACCCUACGCCUAAACCUAACCCUAAACCUAGCACUUAACCGAAGCUUAAGCCCAGCACUAAAACUAAACCUACACGUAAACCUAGC